Athene cunicularia (burrowing owl) is the source of this 1730-nucleotide messenger RNA. It is a transcript of the gene TSSK2, whose product is annotated as testis specific serine kinase 2. Gene Ontology annotation, cellular component: cytoplasm. Gene Ontology annotation, molecular function: protein serine/threonine kinase activity; tau-protein kinase activity; ATP binding. Bases 269 to 1267 code for a protein of 332 amino acids. Lineage: Eukaryota; Metazoa; Chordata; Aves; Strigiformes; Strigidae. Gene Ontology annotation, biological process: microtubule cytoskeleton organization; protein phosphorylation; intracellular signal transduction. The transcript has a single exon. The record is from RefSeq and is a predicted model, not a curated record.
AAUGUCUCUCAGUGACCUGAUGUUAAGUUUUGCCCUGGGUGACAUUCAGUAGUUUUAUAAAAAAACUGAAAAGUCCUUCCAAAUGACCCACACAGGGGCAACUGCCUGUGACAUCACACAGCAGCCAGCACUGGGUGUCCACCCUCCCACCACCCCAGUGGCCACAAUGGCAUAUGGGGUGGCCACCAUGGCGCACAGGCUGGCCACCUGCCACCAUGCAUGAUGCACACCAGCACCAACACACGCAGCUCCCCCCAGCUCUCCCACCAUGGAUGACGCUGCGAUGCUUGGAAAGAAAGGCUAUAGCCUGAGCAACACACUAGGAGAAGGCUCCUACGGUAAAGUGAAAUGUGCCUACUGUGACCAGCUGAAAUGCAACGUGGCCAUCAAGAUAAUCAACAAGAGGAAAGCUCCUCAGGAAUUUCUGGAAAGAUUUCUCCCCAGGGAAAUACAGGCUUUGAGACGUUUGCACCACCCAUCAAUCAUCAAAACCCAUGAGAUCUUUGAGACAUCAGCUGGUAAAGUGUACAUUGUGAUGGAGCUGGGGGUAAAGGGAGACCUCCUGCACUACAUCAACACCACAGGAGCUAUGGAAGAAGACAUUGCUCACAUCAAGUUUCAGCAGUUGGCUUCUGCCAUCAAGUAUUGCCACGACUCAGACUUCGCUCAUAGGGACCUGAAAUGCGAGAACAUCCUUCUUGACGAAGACCUCAACAUCAAGCUGUCAGACUUUGGCUUUUCCAAAUCCUUGUCUCGGGAUGAAGAUGGAAGAACUAUUCUCAGCCAAACCUUCUGCGGGUCUGCUGCCUACACAUCCCCUGAAGUGCUAGAGGGAAUUCCUUAUGACCCCAAAAUUUCUGACAUAUGGAGCCUGGGUGUCAUCUUGUACACAGUAGUCUAUGCUUUAAUGCCAUUUGAUGAUUCCAAUGUCAGGAAAAUGAUCUCUAUUCAGAAACAACACAGGAUUCCCUUCCCCAACUCAAAACACCUGAGUGCAGAGUGCAAGGACCUCAUUUACCACUUGCUCCAGCCCAAUGCAUCUCAGAGGUUGUGCAUAGAUGAAGUUUUGAAACACUCAUGGUUGCACACUCAAAAAUCCAUACCUUCCCCUCUGCCAGAUGCAGAAGAGGGUGAGUGUUCCAAAAACCCGAGUGAAGGAAAGCCUGAGCACAAGCAGCAGGCCAAAUCCCAUUCUGCAGAGGAUGGAGGGGAGAAACAGGAUCCUCUAAGGAUGGCUGGUUUUAACAAUAUCACAAAGUUGGUCUAACUUGUGAACUGCUGGUUCUCAACUUCAGUUUCUCUGAACCCUUUCAGCAAUAGUCCUCGUCUUUUGCUUUACAAAGUAUAGCUCAAACUAUGAGACCAGAGAAGACAUAAUACAUCGGCUGAGGUGAAUGAACAACUGAACACAAUUAUUCUCAAAAGACCUGUGUCUCAUAAGGUUUGCAGGGAUUAGAAGUUACUGUCAAAACACAUUGGAAAGCUUCUUCAAGUGCUGCUGACACUUAACAGCUCUUACACUCACGUUUCUCAAGUUCUUGACUACACCAGCUGCAGAAUUCACAUGUGCAUCAACCACAUUUUGGAUUCAGUAAAAGGGCAGGUUAUUAAGAAGUGUGAACUGAUGUCUGAAACUAUUUGCAAGCUGUUUUGUAUGCAACUCUUGACAGGCCCACUGUAUGUUCAAGAGCAUAAGUUUAAACACCACUUAAAUUAAAGAGAAGCCCUGU